Chlorocebus sabaeus (green monkey) is the source of this 3910-nucleotide messenger RNA. RefSeq names its product autophagy related 7 (gene ATG7). The record is from RefSeq and is a predicted model, not a curated record. Gene Ontology annotation, molecular function: Atg8 activating enzyme activity; Atg12 activating enzyme activity. Gene Ontology annotation, cellular component: cytoplasm; phagophore assembly site. NCBI's taxonomy places the organism in Eukaryota, Metazoa, Chordata, Mammalia, Primates, Cercopithecidae. Gene Ontology annotation, biological process: autophagy of mitochondrion; cellular response to nitrogen starvation; C-terminal protein lipidation.
CGCACGCGCGCCGCUUCCUGGUGGCAGGCGCGGGCAGGGCCGCGUUGCGUCAUCGGGGCGCGCGCCGCAGAGAAAGCUGUGGUUGCCGGAAGUUGAGCGGCGGCAAGAAAUAAUGGCAGCAGCUACAGGGGAUCCUGGACUCUCUAAACUGCAGUUUGCCCCCUUUAGCAGUGCCUUGGAUGUUGGUUUCUGGCAUGAGUUGACCCAGAAGAAGCUGAAUGAGUAUCGGCUGGAUGAAGCUCCCAAGGACAUUAAGGGUUAUUACUACAAUGGUGACUCUGCUGGGCUGCCAGCUCGCUUAACAUUGGAGUUCAGUGCUUUUGACAUGAGUGCUCCCACCCCAGCCCGUUGCUGCCCAGCUGUUGGAACACUGUAUAACACCAACACACUCGAGUCUUUCAAGACUGCAGAUAAGAAGCUCCUUUUGGAACAAACAGCAAAUGAGAUAUGGGAAUCCAUAAAAUCAGGUGCUGCUCUUGAAAAUCCUGUACUCCUCAACAAGUUCCUCCUCUUGACAUUUGCAGAUCUAAAGAAGUACCACUUCUACUAUUGGUUUUGCUAUCCUGCCCUCUGCCUUCCAGAGAGUUUACCUCUCAUUCAGGGGCCAGUGGGUUUGGAUCAAAGGUUUUCACUAAAACAGAUUGAAGCAUUAGAGUGUGCAUAUGAUAAUCUUUGUCAAACAGAAGGAGUCACAGCUCUUCCUUACUUCUUAAUCAAGUAUGAUGAGAACACGGUGCUGGUUUCCUUGCUUAAACACUACAGUGAUUUCUUCCAAGGUCAAAGGAUGAAGAUAACAAUUGGUGUAUAUGAUCCCUGUAACUUAGCCCAGUACCCUGGAUGGCCUUUGAGGAAUUUUUUGGUCCUAGCAGCCCACAGAUGGAGUAGCAGUUUCCAGUCUGUUGAAGUUCUUUGCUUCCGUGACCGUACCAUGCAGGGGGCGCGAGACGUUGCCCACAGCAUCAUCUUCGAAGUGAAGCUUCCAGAAAUGGCAUUUAGCCCAGAUUGUCCUAAAGCAGUUGGAUGGGAAAAGAACCAGAAAGGAGGCAUGGGACCAAGGAUGGUGAACCUCAGUGAAUGUAUGGACCCUAAAAGGUUAGCUGAGUCAUCAGUGGAUCUAAAUCUCAAACUGAUGUGUUGGAGAUUGGUUCCUACUUUAGACUUGGACAAGGUUGUGUCUGUCAAAUGUCUGCUGCUUGGAGCCGGCACCUUGGGUUGCAAUGUAGCUAGGACGUUGAUGGGUUGGGGCGUGAGACACAUCACAUUUGUGGACAAUGCCAAGAUCUCCUACUCCAAUCCUGUGAGGCAGCCUCUCUAUGAGUUUGAAGAUUGCCUAGCGGGUGGUAAGCCCAAGGCUCUGGCUGCAGCAGACCGGCUCCAGAAAAUAUUCCCCGGUGUGAAUGCCAGAGGAUUCAACAUGAGCAUACCCAUGCCUGGGCAUCCAGUGAACUUCUCCAGUGUCACUCUGGAGCAAGCCCGCAGAGAUGUGGAGCAACUGGAGCAGCUCAUCGAAAGCCAUGAUGUCAUUUUCCUGUUGAUGGACACCAGGGAGAGCAGGUGGCUUCCUGCUGUCAUUGCUGCAAGCAAGAGAAAGCUGGUCAUCAAUGCUGCUUUGGGAUUUGACACAUUUGUUGUCAUGAGACAUGGCCUGAAGAAACCAAAGCAGCAGGGAGCUGGGGACUUGUGUCCAAACUACCCUGUGGCAUCUGCUGACCUCCUGGGCUCAUCACUUUUUGCCAACAUCCCUGGUUACAAGCUUGGCUGCUAUUUCUGCAAUGAUGUGGUGGCCCCAGGAGAUUCAACCAGAGACCGGACCUUGGACCAGCAGUGCACUGUGAGUCGUCCAGGAUUGGCCAUGAUUGCAGGAGCCCUGGCCGUGGAAUUGAUGGUAUCUGUUUUGCAGCAUCCAGAAGGGGGCUAUGCCAUUGCCAGCAGCAGUGACGAUCGGAUGAAUGAGCCUCCAACCUCUCUUGGGCUCGUGCCUCACCAGAUCCGGGGAUUUCUGUCACGGUUUGAUAAUGUCCUUCCCGUCAGCCUGGCAUUUGACAAAUGUACAGCUUGUUCUUCCAAAGUUCUUGAUCAAUAUGAACGAGAAGGAUUUAACUUCCUAGCCAAGGUGUUUAAUUCUUCACAUUCCUUCUUGGAAGACUUGACUGGUCUUACAUUGCUGCAUCAAGAAACCCAAGCUGCCGAGAUCUGGGACAUGAGCGACGAUGAGACCAUCUGAGAUGGCCCCGCUGUGAGGCUGACUUCUCCCCGGCCGCCUGCUGAGGAGCUCUCCAUCACCAGAGCAGGACUGCUGACCCCAGGCUUGGUGAUUCUGGUCCCCUCCUCUCCAUACCCUGAGGACUGGGACCCCCUCCGCUGCCCAGGAGCGGCCAGUGUUCAACGUUGCUCGGGAUUCACGAUGCCACCAGUUCAGAGCUGAAUAAUAACCUUGGCUUUGGCCUUGUUAUCGACCUGGGACUUGGUCCUCUGUGCAGUUUUUAUUUCUUGUGACAGUGUCUGAUAGCCGUCCCUCAGGAUCCUUUUCCCUUGGCCCUCAGGGGGUGGCCCAACACAGACCAAAUGGGGAGGUGAGCAACCAGCUCCUGUCCAGAGCCCCUGCGGGAGGUGGUACCCUCAUCCCCAGGAUGCCCUGCCAGCCCCACUGCAGGCUUCUCCUGUGAGGGCCCUGGGCAUGGCUGAGGGUGGGGCCCUGUGAGCACACUGCAGCCUGGCCCUGGUGGAGCGGGAGGAGGAGAGCCGAGCUGGGUGCGAGACUAAAGGGCCCACAUGAUCCACUGACCCCAGCUUUCCACCACCGAUGGAGUGCGCCGCCCAGACAUGGCUUUCCUGCCUCCCGGCCUGUCCUCCGCUGUGGGCAUAGCAUCUGUGCCUGCCUGCCUGCUUGAGGGAGAGGAGUUUCUGUUGCUGCCUUGAGCUGGGGGAAGAGCCCAGGGCAGAUCCUGGCAGCUGCCAGGAUGAGGUGGAGUCCUCCCUGCCUUUAUGAGCAUGCCAGGCCCAGAAAGGCGAAGCCUGGGCUACCUUCCUGCCCCAGCUGAGGGGAGGGGUCAGACAGCUCUAACUCAGGCCAGAGCUGGUGUUCCUCUUUCUUCUGGGUGUGUGCAGCUGUGAUGCCCCAAGAGCAGGGGUUGGAAACCCAGGAGAGGCCAUGGCCUGGGUACCUCUGACCACCCUGCCCCGUGUAGAAGGCAUCAUCCCUGGAAUGCUGUAGGAACCAGAGGCACUCUUCCUGCUAUUUUAUUCUUUCAGCUUUCGUCUUAGGCCCAAAAUCAAAAUGAAAAUUGAGUCUGGGCUGACCCUUACAACAGCAGGAUUUAGUAGGGUAGAUUUCAAAUGAGGCGUCUCCCAAAGUAGCCAGUCCAAGUUCCGGUGGCUGUCGUUCAGCUCAUGGGAGCUUCAUGGGGACACAGCCGGCACAGGUGCAGGGCCCAAGUCCGCCCACCCAGCCUGGCGCUGAAACUCACUCGGGGGCUGAAGAGCCACACGUACACUAUGUGGUUUAAGAGCACUUUAUUAUUGUUCUUAAGGCUACUUUUAAGUACAAAAAAAAGAUGGCCUGCCAAACCUUUUUUUCUUCUUCCAGGAAAAACAGGCCACAGAGAAUGGUAUAUUACAGAUUUACACACGGAGAGACGCUCAGAGCGCACUGCAGGCGGCGUGGCUCUGGGAAGAACUUCACGGAGCCCCUUCUUAGAGCGGGGAAGGGGGCUCUUUCUCAGUGAAAUGUUUGGUUUUCUGCUGUCCCCUCUGCCCACAGCCCCCUCCAGGGUACUGCCUAUCCCAGAUAGGUCAGUGCACCAGGGGACCGGCCACCAGCACCGCCGACCCUCCCAGAGUGACGCCCUUGUUCACUGACAGAGACACCUGUCCCAGGAGUGUCCUCCACCGAGCCGGUCAGCAGCGGGUU